GACGACGACGACGACGACGACGACGACGACGAGGACGACGAGUCGCAUUAGAUCGGUGGCGCGUUUAUCCGAGCGCGUUCUCUACGAUUUAUACCGCGUAUCGUUAGUCGCUUCCUAACGGUAAGUAAACUCGAAAAGGACAGACGAUAGAUAGGCGUGCGGUUUCUUCAUAGUGGUGAAAAUCGUCAGUGAUCCGUGGUUCUUAGUGACGGUAGAGAUCGGUCCGAGCGCGUAGUUCGGGGUUAACGGAGGACGCGCGUUCGAACGUAGAAAAGGGAGACGCGAUCGUACACUCGUCUUUCAAAUAAGCAAAUAGCGUCUUGUCCCGAUGAGGGGGGAUUCAGCGAGACCGGGUAAACGGCCGCUACGCGCGCUCUCGGCGUCCGAGAAGAUGGAUGCGAUACAGAGGGUCCACGAGGGCGAGAGCAAAGCCUCGGUGGCCAGAGACAUCGGGGUCCCAGAGUCGACCCUUCGCGGAUGGUGCAAGUCCGAGCACAAGAUCCGAGGAAUGGCAAGGAAUUCCUCGACGCCGGACAGCGAAGUGCACUCGCCGGCCUCGUCCUCCGGCACGAACAACAUCAACCCUGGAAACAUACCCGCUGGUGGAUCAGCCAACGUUUCCAGCGAGGACGAGAGUCCUUGCGUGAAGAGGCCGAAACUGGACCAACAAACGUCCAUGACGGCCACCGGCAGUUCGUCCUUCCUGACGAACGACAUUUGCCUCGACAUAAACGACGGCAAACAACAGCAACAUCAGCCCGACAACAAGCACAAAAUAGAUUACGUCGGGCUUAUGACGAGUAUGGCCAAUAUGAGGCCAGAAAACAGUUCGUUGCUGCUUCAGCAACUGGGCCUUUUGUCGGGCGCGACCGGUAGCCUGGCAAAAAAUCUUCUCGGAAUGACGGCGGCCGGUCUUUCGCACGGUAGCACCGUCGGCCUCGUCGAGAACGGCCUCCAAUACACAAAGAGCACCGCGACCAAUAUGCUCUCUGGAUGCAACGGCGGUGUCGGUGUUAUCGGCGGCGGCGGUAGCGGCGGCAGCGGCGGUCUCAGUGGUGGUAGCAGCAGCAACGCCGGAAAGAGACACAGCAUCUCGGCGAUAGCUCCGGCGCAGAUGGACUCCGUCGCCAAAUCUUGCACGAGGAAGAUUUUGCCACCGGCAGCGGAGGCACCAUCGACUCCCGUUCCUGCUUCCCCAAGAAAAACCAAUGAUAACGUCGGUAGCAGCGGUAGCGGUAUCUGCGGUAUCAGCGUUCAACGUACAAAGGCGAAAAAGGAGAACGUUAUUACUACCGGGCCCGGUAUGUGCGGCAGCUCGACGACCACCGCGAGCAAUAACAAGAGGAUCGACGAUGCCCUCUGGCUGUGGCUAACGCAGCAACAACAACUCCUGGGACAACAAUCGGCCGCGUUCAAUCCCAGUAUCAAUCAACAAGACGGCUCGUGGUUCUGGCAAUGGUACAAGCAGUGCAGCUUUCCAUUGCUCGCGUCUACGCAAACGCCGACGCCUAUCGCGGCCAGCACAGCUGCCAGAAGAUCGCCGAGCAGAGCUAAGGCCCUUCUCGACAACGUCCUUUCCCACAACAACAACAACAACAACAACAACAACAACAACGACCUGGAGAAAGCGAGGCGCGGUAUCAACCACGAGGAGGAAGGAAUCGAUUCCGUCGCGGAGGACGUGCCACGGAGCUCCGAGGAGGCGAUCGAGCACGCCGAAAAGUUCCUUAGGUGGUUGGAUAGAUGUUCUGAACCCUCCGUCACGAGGCUUCAGGUCUUGCAAUUUAAAUAUCUCUUGGACAAAUUGAAGGCGUGUAGAAAGAAAUCGUCUAGUUUAAAGCAUAGCAGAAAGUAGGCGAGCGCGCGGCACUCUGUGAUGCUAAAUAUAUAAUCUUAAGAAAGAACGUGUGUGUGCGUGCGUGCGUUGCGUGUGUGAGCGAGAAAGAGAGGAUGAGAGAGAGAGAGAGAGAGAGCGAGAGCGAGCGGGCGCGAGAAAGAGAGGGAGAGCAGUAGGAGCGUGUAAAGGACGCGAGCGCGCGACGAAUCGAGUAGAACGAACGGGGACCGCGAUGGAGGGUGACACGAGGUGGGGGGAGGAGGGGGAAGGGUGUCGGGCGCGCGGUUGCAAAGAGACGAAGAAGGAUGGAUUCCAGCUUCUAUUCCGCGAAGUCCCAUUCGGCGAACGGCGACGAUAAGCCUCGCGCGCCGAUAGCUCGCGGCUUCUCUGCGAGAGCGGUAGAAACGAACGAGAGAGCGUAAUCGGAGAAGUAUGUAAUAUUAAAAAAGAUAAAAAUAAUAAUAAUAAUAAUAAUAAUAAAAAUAGAGUCGGAAACAAAAGUAGAGAGAAAAAGAAGAAAGACGCGAAAAGAGGAGUCGUUCGAGAAAUCGAAAUGAGAGGAAAUAGAAAAGCGAGGAGAGAGAGAAGAGAGCAACGCGUAAGCAGAGAGAGAGAGUUCCGUACACCGCACCGUUGCAGCGGCGUGUGCCGACGAUUCGUGUCUCGCGCGGUAGUAAAUAAUGCCAUGUGUAAACGUGGUUACGCUGGCUCGGGGGAGGUCCUCCUCCGUGGAAUAGCACAUGCGCUCACAGAGAGUAAUAAAGAACUUUUUUAUGAAUGAAACAACUCGGUCGGCCGGUCCCUCCGCCCCACCACUCCGGCGACGUCGGCGGCGGCGGCGGUGGCGGCGGCGGCGGCGGCGGUGGCAGAACGGCACAACGAGAACCACCACGAGCUGCGCCUCCUCCUCCUCCUCCUCUUUCCCCCUCUUCUUCUUCUUCUUCUUGCCUCCUCCACCACCACCCCCUUCGUCUCACGGCGGCACUAGCGCGAGUAAAACGGCUCGACACGUUGCUACUACUCCACCGCUCCUCUCUUCUCCUCUUCUCUUCUCUCUUCUCUUCUCUUCUCUUCUCUUCUCUUCUCUUCUCUUCUCUUCUCUUCGCGACCGCACACGACACACCAGCCAAUCCGAAGUACGCGCGGGAAACGUUAUUAUUGCUGCACCACGAGGAGAAACGCCGGUCGCCGAGCGUGGCGCAAGCAGUCGGAAAGACAGACAGAACGAAACGAAACGAAACGAACGAAUAUAACGAAUAUAAACCACCUCGCUCGCCUUUCUUCCCUCGCACCAUCAUCAUCAUCAUCAUCAUCAUCAUCAUCAUCUUCCACCUCCUCCUCCUCUACGUUUCUUUCUUCCUACAUCCUUACGAUACCUUGUACCAAACCUCUUUCUUCUUCGUUUUCUUUUAUGAAGCGAACAAACCAUGCACGUACGCAUGCACGUCGUACAUGAUUUUUUUUAUCUCUCUCUCUCUCUCUGUCCCUCCCUCUCCCUCUUUCCAUACACGGUGAAACGCUCUGUUCGUUUUCGGAGGAAACGCGAAAAAAAAAAGACCGAAAGAAGGAAGAGGAGAAAGAAAGAAAGAGAGAGAGGAGGCGAAGAGACAAGAGACGGCAGAGAGACAGAGAAAAUGUUAAAAAGAUAGAGAGAGGAAAGAAAAGAAGACACGCGCGCUCUAUACGAAAGGACGGGUGUCAAGGACAAACGGGCGAUGGCGCGCGGACUCGCUUCGUGAAUCUCUCGAUUUACUAUCGCACGCUCGCUCGUUCGCUCUCUCUUUCUCUCUCUUCCUCUCCCUCUUUCUCUACAUCUCCCUUUUCCCUUCUGCUCCUCUCUCGGCCUAUCCAAGAAGCGUAACGCGAUCGCCAAAGAUCCUCGAGGCGACGUAAAUUCUUUUCUCCGUUCUUAAUAUUCUCUCCUCGGUCGCGCUCCGUCACGCGACGCUUCUUUUUCCUGCGCUUUUAAACUCCUUCGACUUGUGUACCUUCUUUCUCUUUCUUUUCUUUUUCUCUUUCUUCUUUUUCUUCUCUCGUUUUACUAUUUUUUUUUCUUUCUUUUCCUUUUUUUCCCCCCCUGUUCCUUUUUGUUUCUUUUUUUCCGAUAACGCCUGGAGGAGGCUUCCAACGCGAGAUAAACGCCGUUCGUUUUUUUUUUUUUUUCCUUUUGUUCUUAUCGACGUUCCGUCUUUCGAAUAAUUUAAUAUGCACUAACACGCUCGUUUCUCCACUUAGUUACCUUUCCCUUAGAUAAUCGGACCGAAAUCAAAAUACAUCUAGAUCGUAAUAUGAUCCGUUUAUUCCCUUUCUAUCGAAAGAUUGUAAAUAAGAGAAUAUACCAAAUUUCCUGAAUAUGGACUGUUGUAAUUAAGAUUUAAUAUGAUAUAUCGACUCUCUAGACAAAGUAUUAUCGAUCGAUCUAUUGUUUAUCGUUCGCUUAACGUGUAAGUUUUACGUGCGUUCUACGCGAGGGUGCAAAAAAGAGAGAAAGAAAAAGCCGUGCUCUCUUUUCCAAAUUAAAAGAAGUGUGAAUGACUUCUCGAAGUAAACAAUAUAUAUAUAUGUGUAUAUAUAUAUAUGUGCAUGUAUAUAUAU
Vespula pensylvanica (western yellowjacket) is the source of this 4432-nucleotide messenger RNA. It is a transcript of the gene dan, whose product is annotated as protein distal antenna-like. The coding region runs from base 329 to 1855 and encodes 508 amino acids. Lineage: Eukaryota; Metazoa; Arthropoda; Insecta; Hymenoptera; Vespidae. The record is from RefSeq and is a predicted model, not a curated record. The transcript is spliced from 2 exons. Gene Ontology annotation, molecular function: DNA binding.